GAUUGUAGGGCAGGCCAAUGCAGAGCUUAAUAUUACUCUACCAGAAGAGGUGACAGUUAAAGGAUUUGAACCUCUAAUUCAGUUUGCCUACACUGCUAAACUGAUUUUAAAUAAAGACAAUGUGGAUGAAGUGUGCAAGUGUGUGGAAUUUUUAAGUGUACAUAAUAUUGAGGAAUCUUGCUUUCAGUUUCUCAAAUUUAAGUUUUUGGACUCCACUGCAGACCAGCAGGAAUGCCCAAGAAAAAAAUGCUUCUCCUCACACUGUCAGAAAACAGACCUUAAGUUUUCACUUUUGGACCAGAGGGAUCUAGAAAUUGAUGAAGUGGAGGAGUUUCUGGAAAAUAAAAAUGUUCAGACUCCUCAAUUGUUAGCAGAAAAGCCUUUGUCAGGUCCAGAUGUUGCAGAAGAGAAAACGUUUGGUGAAAGUCAAGAUUUACAUUUGAAAUCUGACUCGGGCCCCAGAGAAGAUAGUAGCCUUGCAUCUAGCGAUCGGAGUAGUGUGGAACGAGAAGUGGCAGAACACCUAGCAAAAGGCUUCUGGAGUGACAUUUGCAGCACAGACUCUCCUUGCCAAAUGCAGCUGUCACCUGCUGUGGCCAAAGAUGGCUCUGAACAGAUCUACUCACAGAAGGGGUCUGAGUGUCCCUGGUUCGGUAUCAGGAUCAAGAGCCCAGAACCAGGUCAGAGGACUUUUACGACAUUAAGUUCUGUCAACUGCCCUUUCAUAAGUACUCUGAGUACUGAAGGCUGUUCAAGCAAUUUGGAAAUUGGAAACGAUGAUUAUGUUUCAGAACCCCAGCAAGAACCUUGUCCAUAUGCUUGUGUGAUUAGCUUGGGAGAUGACUCUGAGACAGACACAGAAGGAGACAGUGAAUCAUGUUCAGCCAGAGAACAAGAAUGUGAGGUAAAACUGCCAUUUAAUGCCCAACGAAUAAUUUCACUUUCUAGAAAUGAUUUUCAAUCUUUGUUGAAAAUGCAUAAGCUGACUCCAGAACAACUGGAUUGUAUCCAUGAUAUUCGAAGAAGAAGUAAAAACAGAAUUGCUGCGCAGCGCUGUCGCAAGAGAAAACUUGAUUGUAUCCAGAAUCUUGAAUCAGAAAUUGAGAAACUGCAAAAUGAAAAGGAAAACUUGUUGAAGGAAAGAGAUCACAUUUUGUCAACUCUGGGUGAGACAAAGCAGAACCUAACUGGACUUUGCCAGCAAGUCUGUAAAGAAGCAGCUCUAAGUCAAGAACAAAUACAGAUACUUGCCAAGUACUCAGCCGCAGAUUGCCCACUUUCCUUUUUAAUUGCUGAAAAAGGAAAAACUACUCCUGAUGGUGAGCUUGCAUUAUCAUCAAUUUUUAAUUCAUCUGACGGGCCUCCCAGUGCAAGAGGAAACAGUGAGUGCAGCUAUGUGCGGGGGCAGGAAUCACAGCAGACCCCCACAGCCGCCUCUGAGCAAGGUGGACUUGUGGAACAGUGUCGUCAGAGUGGCGGGAUCUCAGAUUUCUGUCAGCAGAUGACCGAUAAGUGUACUACUGAUGAGUAAACGUGCAUUCACUUCUUCAAGCCACCUAAUUCUCUUCUGAAGUUUUGGCAGUCUUGAAAGCCUAAUACAGCCAUCUGUUGCUUAACAAUAUUGUUUUUUCCCUGUUAGUUUGCUCUUAAAGGAAUUUCUCUUAAGUCAACCCUAAUUUUUCCUUGAGUCCACAAGAGACACAGAAGUGAUUUGCCUCCUGGAUACUGAAAAAUCACAUGCGAAAAUGUAGUAAGACUUUAAAACUCAGGUUUUAAAGACUAAUAACUAUUGGUAAUAACUCUUUCCAGUAUUCAAAGUAAAUAUGAGAGUAAAAACUGCAGCGUACCGAACAGUAGUUUAACAGCUUGAAAUAUCUGCAGAUAGUUCCUACUAAAUAAGUGGCCUGCAGGAGUUUAAUAAUCUGACCUUGUUGUAAUAUACUGGUUUAAAAGAAAAUUUCUCCCCAAGCAAUGCUAAUAGUUUUAUUCUACGCAGAAGUAGGGUGUCAGCUACUUGGAAUAUUUGUGUAG
Molecule: messenger RNA, 2031 nt
Organism: Galeopterus variegatus (Sunda flying lemur)
Lineage: Eukaryota; Metazoa; Chordata; Mammalia; Dermoptera; Cynocephalidae
Product: transcription regulator protein BACH1-like
Biological process (GO): regulation of transcription by RNA polymerase II
Molecular function (GO): protein binding; DNA-binding transcription factor activity, RNA polymerase II-specific; RNA polymerase II cis-regulatory region sequence-specific DNA binding
Source: RefSeq, a predicted model, not a curated record